Messenger RNA from Orussus abietinus, 1722 nucleotides. RefSeq lists its product as uncharacterized. Lineage: Eukaryota; Metazoa; Arthropoda; Insecta; Hymenoptera; Orussidae. Gene Ontology annotation, biological process: outer dynein arm assembly; cilium movement. The transcript is spliced from 10 exons. The record is from RefSeq and is a predicted model, not a curated record. Gene Ontology annotation, cellular component: cilium. Bases 1 to 1689 code for a protein of 562 amino acids.
AUGUUAUCAGUCAAGCAUAUCAAGAUACACGGCAUGAAGGACGACAGGUGGACGAUAAAGGACAAGCUGCAUCAAUACCGCAGUGUCCUCAAACUACACGCUCGUGACAAAAACCUAGAAGCAAUAAAUGCGACAAACCUGAAGAGAAAAUUAUCCCGGGAUUUGAAGUCGCUGACAACGGACGUAAAGACUUACAGGGGCAUCAUCACCGACGUCCUCGCCGGCGACAAGAGGAGACUGCACACAGUUCUCCAGGACCACCGAGACUUGCAAAUGGCUUACCAGGAUUACAAACCGGCGGACGUCUGCACAGCGGUGGAUAAGGACAACGACAAGCGUCGCAAGCUAAUCGACAAGAUGUACUACAAAAAGAAACAAAAAAUCAAGAUAUUCUUCGAGCUAAAAUUGGAGAGUGCUCUGCUGAUGGACAAGCAAGAGCAGCAACGCGAAUGCGAGCCAGAUUACGAGCAACAACGAUUAGUGACGCUUUAUCAGCAAUCGGUCGCUAAGGAGACUGCAGCCAAAGCGAUACGUGGGACUUAUUUCAGCAUGUUGACCAUCUUAAAGAAGGACUCGAUAUUCUUCGACGCCGUUUUAAGCCAACUAAGGACCGACCAGAAAGACCAAUGCAAAGUAAUUCUGCGGACGACGAUAAUGGGCCAACUUGCGGCGGAGAAUCUCGACGACACGAGGGAUAAAUACAAAAGGAUGAAGCAGGACGUUUUGAUUAACAUGAGGGAGAGAGAGCGCACCCUGAAGACCGUCCGCGGUCAGGUCGACGACUUAUGGGCGCACGCGCAGUCGCUAGUCCGAAUUGAGAGCGACGCGAAUUUUGGGGAAAAGAAACUUUCAACUCCGACUGACGAGAAGGCUCUAGAAAAUCAAAUUCGUCACGUCGAGGAAAUUUUUGACAAGAUAAAGGAUUCGAUGCUUGUACGCUCUUACGAGGAACUACUGCCCAGACUCGAGGAGCAAAUGAGACAAAAGGCUCGUCUAACGGAACAGUAUAAUUACAAAUUGAGGGAACGAGACUCCUAUUUAAAUAAAAAGAACCACGCCCUUCUGAAACUUGCGACAUUGGAACAUUCGAUGGUUUCCACUACUGGCCAGUACAAAAUGGAGAAGAAAACGAUGCUGCAAGAAAUCGAGGAGCAAAAGAAACGUGAACGCGAGUUAAAGGAUCUGAGAAAAGUGCGGGGCGAAUUGUUGAUGAAAAUCAGAGCUGCGCUGCAGAACAUGGCCACAAUGUUAGUCUUCGUAAAGGUCGAUCCAAAACUUGGAAAGAACGUGCCGAAGGACAGUGGGAGAAAACAAGACAAGAAAAGGGCCAAAGAGGAAGAUAAAGAAAAGGAAGAAAACGAGAAAGUGGAGAAAAUGGAAGGCGAAGGGCCUCAACUCGAGAAAAUGGAGACUGACGGACUAGCUCUUUUGUCACAAGUCACGAAGAAAGUUAGCGUCCUCUUCAACAUGGCUGGUUUCGAAUUGGAUGAGGAAAGAGAAGCGAGAGCUAGAGAUUUAUACCAAUCCUACAUAUCGGACUACAGAUCGAAGCUGAUGUUUGGAAACGGAGAACCAGAACAAAUCGGUAUAUUUGUGGAGCACGAAGUAAUCGACUCUGUGGUACUAACUAGAGCGGACAUCAAAUUGCAAAGCCGACAAAUAGUUGAAGCAAAUUUGAAACCCGAGUGACUAAUGAUUUUCUGUAUUUAUAAUUGGCACGCC